Molecule: messenger RNA, 1116 nt
Organism: Ooceraea biroi (clonal raider ant)
Lineage: Eukaryota; Metazoa; Arthropoda; Insecta; Hymenoptera; Formicidae
Product: protein TIPIN homolog
Biological process (GO): DNA replication checkpoint signaling; replication fork arrest; replication fork processing
Cellular component (GO): replication fork protection complex; nucleus
Molecular function (GO): DNA binding
Source: RefSeq, a predicted model, not a curated record
GAACAAGUUGCUGCUCGUGUCGGUUCUUGAGCGGAUGAAAAAGGCGGACGGGCAUUUCGACAAGUUUAUGGAAGAAGACAGAAAGAGUAACGAAUCGCCAGACGACAGUGAUUUCUAAAACAACCGAUAUUCCCGAGCGUCAAGAAUCUACUCAAGUGGCUCGAAUCUGACUAAAAGAUAUUUUGUGUUACCAUGGCCAAUACUUUGGAUUACGAAGGGGAUGAUAAUAUCAUAGCGCAUUACGAGAAUGAAGAAUCUGAUGGCGAACGUCGCAGUCUCGGAGAAGCUGAAGAAGCAACAUCUGAUAACGAAACCGGAACCGCUCGAAGGAUUGAUCCGUCAACAGCUACUAGAACACACGUUAUAAGGAAUCCUGCACCCAAACUUAAUACAGAAAGGUUGAAAGGACCUAAUGGUAUUCAGAUUAUCGAGAAAUAUUUUGAGGCUUUCAAAUUCUAUGGUAAGGGACACGAAAAGACAGAUCUUGACAGGAUCAUGAAGAGAUUGGAGCAUUGGUCCUACCGGUUAUUUCCAAAGUAUCAUUUUGAUGAUUUUCUCGCGAGGGCCGAGCAACUUGGAGCAAAAAAGGAUCUGCGUGAUAUACUUUUGGCGCAAUCCGACAACGUACCGAGCUCGCAAAUAGUCUGUCCAAGUAGUACCAAGACUCAAGUAAGCGACGAUAUGAAGAAAAAAAUCAAAAGGAACAAACAGUUGGCUAUCCAAAGGAGACUCGAAAGGCAAAAAGAACGUGAGGAAGAAAUUAAAAGAAGAAAAUUGCUUGAAAACACAAACAUGGACAUUCCAAAUGAAAAUGAUAAUUCUACGGCUCACGGUGGGACGGAUGCUUCUCAAGUAGAUGAUACGCACUCACAAAUUGAUGAAACUACGAGUAAAAUAGUCUGAUAAAUCAGAGGAUGCAUUGUCAAAUAGUCAAGAUUAUUAGUAACUAAAACCAGAUAAGAUAUAUAUAUACAUAUAAUUGCAUUUAUUAUAAUUCUUUAAUAUAAGUCUCACUUGCAAUUUCUGUAGAAAUAAUCUGCCGAGAAAUAUAAUUGUUAGAAAGAAUGUAAGAAUGCUGCGUUUCAAACACUUACUAAUAAAAAUGGAAUUUUUACC